Molecule: messenger RNA, 1787 nt
Organism: Seriola dumerili (greater amberjack)
Lineage: Eukaryota; Metazoa; Chordata; Actinopteri; Carangiformes; Carangidae
Product: tubulin alpha-1C chain-like
Exons: 4
Coding region: 113-1462 (449 amino acids)
Biological process (GO): microtubule cytoskeleton organization; mitotic cell cycle
Cellular component (GO): cytoplasm; microtubule
Molecular function (GO): GTP binding; structural constituent of cytoskeleton
Source: RefSeq, a predicted model, not a curated record
GUGUGUGUCGCACGUUGAUGGAACUUCACUCACAGAGAUCUCAUUAUAGGUGCACUGUGAGAACCUACAAGUUUGAAGUUUCCCCUCCAAAAAGGACAAUCAAAGCAGCAGAAUGCGCGAGUGUAUCUCCAUCCACGUUGGGCAGGCCGGUGUCCAGAUGGGCAACACCUGCUGGGAGCUGUACUGCCUAGAGCAUGGCAUCCAGCCCGACGGCCACAUGCCCACUGAGAAGCCCACCGGUGGCUACGACGACUCCUUCACCACCUUCUUCAGCGAGACCGGCACGGGGAAGUACGUCCCCAGGGCCAUCUUUGUCGACCUGGAGCCCACAGUUAUUGAUGAGGUCCGUACAGGCACAUACCGCCAGCUUUUCCACCCUGAGCAGCUCAUCUCAGGGAAGGAGGACGCCGCCAACAACUACGCCCGGGGUCACUACACCGUCGGAAAGGAACACAUCGACUCUGUUCUCGACCGGAUCCGCAAACUGUCGGACCAAUGCACAGGGCUCCAAGGUUUCCUGGUCUUCCACUCCUUCGGAGGAGGAACCGGCUCAGGCUUCACCUCUCUGCUGAUGGAGCGCCUCUCAGUAGACUUUGGUAAGAAGUCUAAGCUGGAGUUUGCCAUCUACCCGGCUCCUCAGGUGUCCACAGCCGUCGUGGAGCCCUACAACUCCAUCCUGACCACCCACACCACCCUGGAGCACUCCGACUGCGCCUUCAUGGUGGACAACGAGGCCAUCUACGACAUCUGCCGCAGGAACCUGGACAUCGAGCGUCCGUCUUACACCAACCUGAAUCGCCUCAUCAGCCAGAUCGUCUCCUCCAUCACCGCCUCCCUGCGCUUCGACGGCGCCUUGAACGUGGACCUGACAGAGUUCCAGACCAACCUGGUGCCCUACCCUCGCAUCCACUUCCCUCUGGCCACCUACGCCCCAGUUAUCUCAGCAGAGAAAGCCUAUCACGAGCAGCUCACUGUGGCUGAGAUCACCAACUCCUGCUUCGAGCCAGCCAACCAGAUGGUGAAAUGUGACCCUCGUCACGGCAAGUACAUGGCCUGCUGCCUGCUGUACCGUGGCGAUGUGAUGCCAAAAGACGUCAACGUGGCGAUCGGCAACAUCAAGACCAAGCGCUCCAUCCAGUUUGUGGACUGGUGUCCCACAGGCUUCAAGGUGGGCAUCAACUACCAGCCUCCCACUGUGGUUCCUGGAGGAGACCUGGCCAAGGUGCAGAGGGCCGUGUGCAUGCUGAGCAACACCACCGCCAUCGCAGAGGCCUGGGCUCGACUCGACCACAAGUUCGACCUGAUGUACGCCAAGAGGGCCUUCGUCCACUGGUACGUCGGAGAGGGAAUGGAGGAGGGAGAGUUCUCAGAGGCCAGAGAGGACAUGGCCGCCCUGGAGAAGGAUUACGAAGAGGUCGGCAUCGACUCAUUCGAAGAAGAUGAAGAGGGCGAGGAGUAUUAAAACAAAUUGCAGAGGGAUUGGAUUAGAGGAAAGGUAGAGUUCUCUCAGAUUGUCAAAUGCUUCAUCACCUCAAGAAAUGAUUUUAAAGUCAUUGAGUUAAGUCUCCUCUAGAGGCAGUCUGAGUGUAAAUGUGCAGUUUUAUGACUGGUAUGUAGACCAUUAAAAAAAAACAAAAAAAAAAACACUAAUGUUACUGCCAAGCAGCGGUUUGUCCAAGCUCAAUCCCAUGGUGUUUGGUUUUACUGAAAAUGACUCUCCUGUGAGAGAGAAUGUACCUUUACCUUCUUUUCUAAUUAAAGAGCACCUAUUCUUCUCUUGAUCAAAA